AUGUUUCUUUACCGUGUGUUGUAUGUGGUGGCGUUACUUUUGAGCAUAGUCUCUUUAUGUGUGGCGGCUGAUACUUCUGAACUGCCUUCAGGUGAAGUUGUUGAUGGUGGUUGUACUCCUGAAGAUAGUCAAGCUCAAAAGUGUGCUAAUUCUGCUGAAGGUGACCCUGGUCAUGCUGGACCUCCUGGCAAAGCAGGUGAUGCUGGCCCUCCUGGAGAUACUGGCGAAGACCACAAUGUUUCUGACGAUACUAGAGUAAAUCAGGGAAAUCCCACUAAUGGUUCCAUUCCUGAUGCUCACUCUUCACAACGACAAUCUUCUGGUGAACCGGGUACGCAAGGUCCUUCUGGCCAAAAUGCUGAAGGAAGCAACGUUCCUGGUCGUACCGAAGAAAAUCAGGAAGUCACAGAAGGUAUUCGUUCUGUUACCACAGUUACUCCUGAAUCUUCUACUUCUGUUCUCACUCCUCCUCCUAACCCUUCUGCGGGGAGUGCUGUUGAGUCUUCAGAUGAUGGCCAAACUGGAAGCAACGGCAACCAUACACCACGUGAGGGUGAUAAUGGAGAUAACAAUGGAACUGCGGCAACACAACCUUCUUCUGCUGACUCUUCUAACACUUCGGCCACAGUGAGUGGUGAUGGUUCUGGUACUACAACACCUGAGAAUGGCACUACACCUGCAUACAGUGAGUCACUAAGUAAUCAGGAAGAGGUUGCAGGAGGUACAGAAACCACCACCACCACCACAACAACAACAACACUUCCUCCUGAACUCACAAACAACAAGAAGGGUGAUGCAGACAGCAGCAGCAGUAUCAGCAGUUCUGUGUGGGUGCGUGUACCAUUACUGAUUGUGGUUACACUGGCCUGUAUUCUUGUGUGCUGA
Molecule: messenger RNA, 885 nt
Organism: Trypanosoma theileri
Lineage: Eukaryota; Euglenozoa; Kinetoplastea; Trypanosomatida; Trypanosomatidae
Exons: 1
Coding region: 1-885 (294 amino acids)
Source: RefSeq, a predicted model, not a curated record